This is a messenger RNA of Poeciliopsis prolifica (blackstripe livebearer), 1061 nucleotides long. RefSeq names its product HAUS augmin-like complex subunit 1. Gene Ontology annotation, cellular component: cytosol; HAUS complex. Gene Ontology annotation, biological process: spindle assembly; centrosome cycle. Bases 18 to 1061 code for a protein of 347 amino acids. The transcript has 9 exons. NCBI's taxonomy places the organism in Eukaryota, Metazoa, Chordata, Actinopteri, Cyprinodontiformes, Poeciliidae. The record is from RefSeq and is a predicted model, not a curated record.
AAAUCCUAAAGAAGAAGAUGAAGUUAAUUGGAGGGGCUAUAAAACACACGGCGUUUUACGUUUCUGUAGUGACUGUCUAUGUUUUUCAUGCCUUCUCUGUGAUCAUGUGUGAAAAGCUGAGGAAGGUGAACAGCUGGUUGGAGGGAGUGUUUGGGGAUCAGCCAGUGCCAUUAUUUGAGGUGAACACCAGGACUGUGGACAUACUGUAUCAGCUGGCUCAGUCCAGUGAAGCCCGCUGCAGUGAUACUGCUCUCCUCAUAGAAGACUACAAGCAGAAAACAUCAGAGUAUCAGGCUGACGCUGCUCACCUUGAGGAUGUUCUUCUGCACGGUGUCGGCUUGUCUGGGGCAAGCUUGUCAGAGCCGACUGCAAACUACGUGUCUGCUUUAGUGGACAAUGCUAUGGUGCUGCGAGUGAAAGACACAUCACUGACCAGCUUCAUGCCAGCAAUCAACAAUCUCACCGAUGAUCUUCUGGAAGUCGAGAAGUCAAACAGAAAACUCGAAAGGGAACUAAGGGCACUCCAAAAAAGACUCGGUUCAAUUCUGGUGCUGCGGGGAAACCUACAAGAGGAUAUCGACAAAACUACCAAAUCUCAAGCAGUGGAGAGUGCAAAAGAAGAGGAGAGGCUGCUCAACGUGGACUUUGUGACGGCCAAGACUCAAGAGCUCCGUAUCAGACAGCAGAGGCUCAGCUUAUCCAGGAACAUGGACAAGUCUAUCACCCACCAGGCCAUUGUGCAGCUUUCUGAGGAACUCAGGGCACUGCAAAACGAAAUAAUCCUCCUGAAAAAGAAGCUGGAGUCGUACAUGGACCAGAGUCCGAGCCCAUCUCUUGCACAAGUGAAGAUAGAAGAAGCAAAAAGAGAACUACGUUUCUCUGCCUGUCGGUUUCUGUCCUCUGGAGUGGAGCAGAGCCUGGACACCUCAACGGUUUCUGUCAGCUUGACUGGUGUAGGACCUGAUCUGCAGUCUGACAUGGAGACUGAGCCGUUACCAUGGAGUGGCCACAGAUGCUUACUAGAGAGCAGUGUUUCCCACUGGGCCCCCCAGCUUGGAUGA